Molecule: messenger RNA, 518 nt
Organism: Pistacia vera
Lineage: Eukaryota; Viridiplantae; Streptophyta; Magnoliopsida; Sapindales; Anacardiaceae
Product: DEAD-box ATP-dependent RNA helicase 36-like
Exons: 3
Coding region: 11-265 (84 amino acids)
Source: RefSeq, a predicted model, not a curated record
CCUUCAAUACAUGAAGUGCUCGAAUGAUGUAGAUCUUGUUCAUGAAAUAGAAGCUGUUAUCGGAAAACAACUAGAGGGAUUUGAAUGCAAAGAGAAAGAUGUUCUUUCUGAUAUUACUAGGGUCUACAAGGCCAGACGAGUUGCGACAAUGAAGUCGAUGGACAAUGGAUUCGAAGAGAAAGCCAAAGAACGGAAAAAACAGAAAUUGAAAACACUAGCAGAAAAAGGAUUAUUGAAGAAAAAGAGAAAAAGAUCGGUUAAUUAGUUUGCUAAUUAGUUUCCUUGUUUACACAUUUAAGCUGCAUUUUGUCCAGCAGCUUCCUAGAAAUUUUAACUCUGAGAUUACUUUAUAUUAUAGAUAAUAUGUGGUUCAUCCUAGACCAGGAUCAAGCUCUCCUUUGCUUUUUUCGGGUUGUCAAAGAGUUGAACAAUUAAAAUAGAUGGAAGGGCAAAGGCCUUCGGUGUCCCCUUCUUGAUGCUAAUUUUUGUUGUAUUUCUGUGGAACAGUUUUCUUUUUC